AUGAGUGACUACGUAACGGAGACUGUUCACGCAGAGCGCGUCCAUGGCGGAGUCAUCGAAGCGGAGGUCAGCGGCAAGAAAGUCGAUAUCGACAUCCAACGGCUGCGCAAGCGUAUUCCUGCUCACUGUUUUCAACCUUCAACCAUCCGCUCCCUAGGAUACGUGGUGCAGGAUACUAUAAUUUUUUCCGGCUUGCUGACAGGCGCUCUGUAUCUGGCGGAUCAAUCCGACGGCUAUGCUCGACUUCUUCUAUGCUAUGUCGCCUAUCCUUGUUUGGCUGGGCUGCCCCUGACCGGUUUGUGGGUUCUGGCUCAUGAAUGCGGCCACGGUGCCUUCUCAGCAAACAGCUUCAUCGCCAACCUGGUUGGCUGGGUUCUGCACUCGGCACUGCUGAACCCCUAUUUUGCUUGGCGGUCCAGCCACGGCAGACACCAUCAGUUCGCGAAUAAUAUCUCUACCGACCUCAAUUACGUGCCACCUAUGCGACAAGAAUAUAGCGAGCUCUUCCGUGGCAAGGUCGAUCUUGAUCAUCUGGUCGAGGAUGCCCCAGUGGUGGUGCUGCUUCGAAUCAUCUUCCAGCAGGCAAUCGGAUGGCCGUGGUAUCUCCUGACACACAUCACCGCUGGGCCCAACUCUUCACCCAAGAAGUCAAGGGGCUGGUGGGACAACAGUCAUUAUCUCCCGUCAAGCUCACUUUUCCGACCGAAUGAGUUCUGGUCCAUUAUUGCCUCUGAUGUUGGUAUUGGCUUGGUUGGGGCAGCGGCUUACGCACUCAGCCAGUCAUUUGGGUCCUUGACAGUUGUUUGGACUUACCUCCUUCCGGUCAUGUGGGUAAAUCACUGGAUUGUGAUGAUUACCUAUCUCCACCACACCUCGCCGUCGCUUCCAAAAUACACUCCCGAAGCGUGGACAUACCUUCGAGGAGCGCUCGCUACCGUCGAUAGGGACCCUGGUUUUCUGUUGAGACACAUGUUCCAUCACAUCAUUGACCUGCACGUCAUCCAUCAUCUCUUCCCUCGGAUUCCCCAUUAUCAUGCUCAGGAGGCCACAGACGCGAUCAAGCCACUCCUAGGUGACUACUACCACGUGGACAGAAGUUCAUAUUUUGGUGCCCUCUGGACAGCAUUUACUGAAUGCCAGUGGGUUGAGGCAGACAGCGAGAAGACAGCACAAGCACGUGUUUACACCAAGGAAAGCCUUGAUGCUGACCUGGGGUUUGCAAAGAUAGACCCAGUCGACGUCACAGGUGUUCUUUGGUAUCGACCUGGGCCCAUGCCCAGGCCCGCCACGGUGAUGCGAUCUUGA
Neoarthrinium moseri is the source of this 1305-nucleotide messenger RNA. RefSeq lists its product as uncharacterized. Lineage: Eukaryota; Fungi; Ascomycota; Sordariomycetes; Amphisphaeriales; Apiosporaceae. The coding region runs from base 1 to 1305 and encodes 434 amino acids. Gene Ontology annotation, molecular function: oxidoreductase activity. Gene Ontology annotation, biological process: lipid metabolic process. The transcript is spliced from 5 exons. The record is from RefSeq and is a predicted model, not a curated record.